AUGAGUGUCAUCGGCAAAAUCCAAGGGGCUCUAACCAGCCUAUCAAAUGAAAAUGUGCUUGCAUUAGCGAACCUGAAUUUCGACUUCUCGCUAUUUAAAAUGGAACCGCCGCCCGAGUUCACGGGGCUCGGGAACGCAUUAUCCGCCCGUCGCAAGGAGGACGCAGAAGAUGGCUUAUAUCAUCGGAUUGCGCGGCGACUAGGUGCGCUUUUCGAGGACGUCAUUCCGUCGACCCCCGAAUUAAUCCGUGCUUAUGGCAAACGAGUGUCCGAGGUUUCAGAGGCCCCCGGGAUCAAUCCCAAGGGGUCAAAGGAUGAUGGUUUAUUUGAGAACAUGGUCGGUGCUGACGGCACAUCAAUAUGGGCGGCUGCGACAUCUGGCUCCGGUGCCAUCCCCAUGCAUUUGCUGGCCUGCAUGCUUGCUCGCAUGUGGAAGUCGGACGAGGCCACUUCAAUCUGGGUUGAGAUUGUCGAAAAGCGUAAACAGAUCAUCAAGGAAGGGUGCGAUUCAGUGGAGCCCCGGCACUGGGCUUCUCUGCUGGCAUCGCAGCAAGAAAUCACACGAAAGGACCUGGCGCACUGGGACGCCAGUGCCCGAGCUUGGCUGAAUCGAGCAGACGAAGCACGAGCUUAUCAGCAGACUCAACUGAUGCUCGUUGUCAAGAACCUGGACAUCGACGUUAGUAGUGUGAGGGGUACAUAUGAGAACGUGAUGGAUGCGUGGACCCUGGCAUUGACAACAGUCAACAGCUUAAUCAAGGGGAUGCCCCAGAGGGGCCACGAUGGAGCUGUACUCCUGGGCCUCGCAUCCUGGCAUCUUUAUCCUGCUCUGAAUGUCCUCAGCCUCGGUCGUGACUUGAUCGAUCUUAAAGAUAAUCUUAUGCCCGACGCGGGCAUUUUAACCCUUGGUCUCAACGCUGCCAACCCUGGCCCUGGGGAGGGUGUUCGCUGGUCACUCCCCUUAGCACAUCUUCGCUUCUAUGGCGAGCCGGUCGAGCUAACAGCCACUAUCAGUAGAAGCGCGGAGAGGUUGCACAUGUCUGAUCUUCUUCAGGUCGUUCUUGGCUGUGCUUUGGCCGGCUGGGGUUACUCCACUCCACGAAGAGCCAAUCCAAUUAUACAGAUCCUGGCCGAGAUGUGGACCUUCCUCGUCCGAGGGAAAGCCCUGAUCUUGAAGGACAUGAAUUCAUGUUUCGAGAGGAUAGCCCAUUUGCAGGAUGAAGAGAGACUGGAAACGGAUAAGGAAGUCAUCGAUGCCCAAGAGAGGGCGAAACAAGAUACAAAACGAAGAAUGAAAGUUCUCGACAGCGACGAAUUAGACAGGCGUGAACCACUGUCGGAGCCUAUCUACACCGAAAGACGUAAAAUGCUAAAGGAGGAGAUCAACGGCCUAGAAGAACAAAUCGACCACGAUCGCGCAGCUCUAUUGCGCUUGGAAGAAAUUCUAGAUGAGUACAACCCGACUUGGCCGAUACUUCUGGCGCGAACUGCCUAUGAAUUCACUUGCGCGGAAGGUGUUAAAAGAGAUCAGUAUGAGAUGCUUCAAGCACUGGGAACCAGGCAAUCUGGAUUUCUUGGGCCGCCCUCACAGGAAGCGCGGCCUGUAUUCGGCCUCACGGAUGAGAGGGUCAUUUCUCUGAUAUCCAACAAUCUGGAGGAGCAGAUUGAGCUUUUCCGGGACCUGAGCAAGCUCCUUGCGAUCCCCAAUCAACUCAUAAUCAAGUUCGCCCUCGCAGACGAGUUUCCAGGUUAUCUCAGGACUCAUUCCAGUACUUGUGCGUUGGCCACUGCUACUGUCUCAAACAAACGAGACUACAAUGGAAACAUCCUAGGCGUGCCGUGUAGAUGGAUUGCUCUUGAGAAGGACAUUGACACUGCAAGCCGGCAGGGGCUAGAAGAGGCAUGGAUUAGCUGGCGAACUCAACUGGAAGUCCGAGAUGUUUUUGACCCAAUCAGCCAGAGAAUUUCGACCUCCCGUACCGAGUACGGCUCUGGGUUUACUUGGCUUAAAGCGCAACCAGAUUUGGCGCAAGAAUCUCCCUGGAUGUCCGAGUCCGAUACUCUGUCUGACGAUGCGGGGACAUUAUUUCAUCCUCUCUGCGGGGACCCCGAAUACGCUGCGCUAUAUUUUGCAGGAGAGUAUCCCAGGGCCCCUGGGAAGGACAUCGAGGCCGCGCGAGCAAUGAGUCUAUCCCUUGCUUUCAAGACCGACAGAGUAAGCAUCGUACGACUCCUGGCCCUUUUGAAUCAGGUUAGCCUGCCAUAUGAUCAUCCACACAGCCAGGCUAUCAGGGGCGUUUGCGCUGCUGCCAAGAUAUAUCAAAAUAUACCAUCUGCGAAGCUGUCCCUCCGGUCUUUAUCACUGCCUCUCCAUGAAGCAGCCUGGAUCCCACGUCCUGAGCCUCAGGAUACCUCUCAACAAUCUCCACGUUAUUAUCAACCCUAUCAUGAUGGUGGAGUGAAUUGGGACAACGAGGAUUUUGACCUCCAGUAUCCCGAUCCAUACAGCCUGCCGCUUUUUGACACAGCAGAUCCUCACAGCGAAGGACUUAUUCUGAGUAAUCUACGUCUUCUGGAUUUCUCCAGAGGACGAUUGAAGCAGAGACUAACACUUCCAAAAGAGGGCGAAGAGUUUUGGACGCAGUGGAAGGCGCCGGAGUUAGAUCGUUCGCACGCUUUCGCAUGCAUAGUAUACUUCGAAUCGGGGUCGCACAACCAUGAUCCUGCAGGCUACAAAAGUGUGAUGGCGGUUUCUUGUGGCGAUUCAAUAUAUGCCGCUGCGUCACUUUUCUCCGAUCCGUACACCGUGUCUAAGAACUUCCUAAUCAAGAGACUCAUCGGAAAUAUCGGGCAUCCAGGAAUUGUCUUGCUCGUUCCCCCAGCUUGUCCGAUGGUCCGUCCGUCCAACAUAUGCGAUCCCUUCUCGGUCAGACAUGCCGCAUUUGACGGUCGCCUGAUGGACAAAUUCCCGAAGACUCAACUAGAGCUAUCUUUUACCGGGUACUCCGAGUCCAUUCGCAGCGAGGACCGCGGGGCUUGUGACACCACCGUCUAUGUUCUGGAGGCGCAAGUCCGAGUGUACGACGGCGGGAGCUGGGUAGGCGACCUAGAUGUCCUCGCAGCCCUGGACAGUCCUAUCUUGAAGCGACCCUUCUGCCACUGCAAGCAGAAUCCAUCGCCUAGACCCGCUGAUCCCCAUAAUCCCGUCGUGCCACUCUCCGAUGACGGGGAUGCGCCAACGUGGAGCGAGGAUUCCACGGUCGAGCUUGCGAGUAUCGAUCGGUGGGAAGAGCUGCUUCAACCUCCACCGACGCGCGUGGGCAUCAUUAGAGCACACGGGAACUGGUUGGCGAGGCUGGCGGCAGCGUCGUUGAGCGUGCAAAAAGGGUAUCCCACGAUGGUUCUGCCUCGAAAGAUCUGCUGGACCUGUAUGGGCAAUGCAUCCUCAUCUGAACAGAGUUUUCUUAUUGGUUAG
Aspergillus affinis is the source of this 3474-nucleotide messenger RNA. RefSeq lists its product as uncharacterized. The coding region runs from base 1 to 3474 and encodes 1157 amino acids. The transcript has a single exon. Lineage: Eukaryota; Fungi; Ascomycota; Eurotiomycetes; Eurotiales; Aspergillaceae. The record is from RefSeq and is a predicted model, not a curated record.